Molecule: messenger RNA, 3326 nt
Organism: Ictalurus punctatus (channel catfish)
Lineage: Eukaryota; Metazoa; Chordata; Actinopteri; Siluriformes; Ictaluridae
Gene: lrrc69
Product: leucine rich repeat containing 69
Exons: 8
Coding region: 283-1323 (346 amino acids)
Cellular component (GO): extracellular matrix
Molecular function (GO): protein binding
Source: RefSeq, a predicted model, not a curated record
UUGUUGUUUUUUCCCCCUCUAUAAUAUCUUGGGUAGAUAAUAUCCGGAAAUAACGAGUUAAGUCGAAAUCGCGAGUUUGCGGUCUUCAGUACUUAAUAGACACUAGAGGGAAGUGUUGUGCAGUUUCAUUUCCAGUAUACUACCGUACUAACUACUAUGUGUAGAAUAGAGCGGUUACAGGUUUAUAUACCCACUUAAUAGUGCGACAGUGUGCGACCCAUGUUUCUAUGGGAACGUGAACAAAUCGCUAAACUGAAGGAUUUUUGAGCGUGUUUUAGGCAAAUGGCCAAUGAUUUGGUAAUUCGAGCACUGAAAGCUAACAGCAAGUCGUUAAAUUUGAGCUCGAGGAACAUAACUGAGCUUUCUAAAUGUUUUGCAAAGUUAACUCGGGUUUUAGGGCUACGCUUAAACAACAACCGCCUCACGACUCUGCCUCUCGGACUGCAGGGUAUGCGGCAGUUGACAGAGCUUAACCUGGGCAAUAACGCUUUCGAGGAGGUGCCACCGGUCCUGAAGCAUCUGCACAGCUUGAAAAAGCUGUAUUUGUUCAGGAAUCAGAUUUCCACACUGCAUCCAGAGGUUCUGGAGGGUCUUUCAAACCUUAUUGUUCUCAACCUGAACAGCAACAAAAUCAAAACCAUUCCUACAGCUAUAAAGAGCCUCUUGAAUUUGGAACGAUUCAGUAUUGCAGACAAUCAGCUACAAGAGAUUCCCGCUGAGUUGGGGCUGGUCAGCAAGUUGACAGAGAUGAAUUUAACCAGGAACAAGUUGAGUGAAAUUCCGCAGGAGUUGUAUAAGCUAACACAUCUGAGGAAACUGAGCUUGGCUAGAAACAGUCUCAGAGAGCUACCAGAGGGAAUUCUUGGAUGGAAAAAUCUGAAGAUGUUAGAUGUUGCUGGAAACCACCUGUCUAUGUUUCCAGUCGAUUUCCACGUUCUUGAGCUGGAAGAAUUAUAUUUUGAAGGAAACAAUCUUGUUCGGUUUGAGCUGCUCACGUCCGCUCAAGAGGAGGAAGUUCUCUCAUUAAAGGAACAUGCUGCCAGAUUCAUCCUGAAAGAACAUUUAAAUAAGUCACCUGUGGCGUCCAGGGCUUCGCUACUCCUUCCAGAUAUAGAGACAAUGCUUUCUCGGUUUGGAAGGUGUGCCAUUUGCUUUGAGCCCUUUCUGACCACCUGGGUGGAGUGUGUGCAGUUCAUCAACCUGCGAAAGGACAUGGGGAUAAAAAACUCACAGAAUAUUCCAGUCCGAGUGCUGCUGUGCUCCUAUUCCUGCUUCAACAAGAGCGGCCACUCUUAUUACAGUGUAGCUAAAGUAAAGCCGUAAGAGGUGCCCUGUCACAUUCCUGAAUAUAAUUCCAGUAAUACCUGUCUCCUCUAAGCCUGUCAUUUAGUAGUUUAUUGCUUUCAAAAGCAGGUGAAAUGCGUUCAUCCUUUAUAUAAUUCGCCACCAGGUGGCAGUGUAUGAUCACUCACUGUUUCUGUAUGUUUCGGUGAAAGAACUUUUAGUGUUUGUGAAAGUUCAUGCCAGUCAUAUUGCACCUUACACCCCCCCCCCCCCUUCACCCGUCAAACUCUCAGACUUUCAUUAUUCAUUCUCAUAACUACAUACAUUUACUAUUAGUCUCACUAAAUAACAUAUUCAAUUGUAGUAGUUACUAAAUAAUAUGCUUUAAGACUUUACUCAUUGUAAAGCAUAUUAAAAGGUUAAAAUUUAUGUCAAAGUAUAUUUUAGUUACCAUUUUUGCUUCCACUAAUCACUUUCUUCAAACUUAUUAUUCCUACAUUACACCAAAUUGGUCCUAGGUUUGAAUGUGUGUGUGCAUGCGAUGAACUGGCAUCAUCUAGGGUAUAUCCCUACCUCACACCCAGUGUUCUUGGAAGUGAGUCUAAAUCCACAUUGACCCUGACCAAGAUAAUGUGGUUACUAAAGGCAAAUGAAUAAUAAUAUAUAAUUUGACACUUUCUAAGCAUACACUAUAAUGCAAUAUGUAUUUCCAAACUGGUGAGACGGACGGCCUAGAACAUGGACCAGCAAUUCAUAAUUGACAAAUUUGUUCAUACUUACUGGUGGGCCGGUGACUGAGAAGUCACAUAGUGGUAAAUGGAGAUGAAGCUUUAGCAAAAGAUUUGAAAAAAAUAUUUUUGGUCUUUUGCUAUGGAGGAUGUGCUUGUUUUAAGUAUUUCCACCAUGUCAAUGACUUCCAGGACAAAAAUGUAGUCGCACUAGACCAAUGAAGUUAUGUAGUGACAGUAUUUAUCUUGCCUGUCACUAUAGCAACUGUUUGUUCUGGACUUAGGUAGCUAGUUUGCUUGUUUUCUGCAGAAAUAUAUGAAAGAUCAAUCCAUUUAUACCAUUUGAGCAUCACUGGUUUUGUACCAUUGACACUAAAAUACAGUGCAGUAAAUGGUAAGCUUUUUUUCCCCUCCUAAUAACAAUAGUUUUUUAAUUCAUACAUUCACCACAUAACUUGGAAAUUCUCUUUCUAACUCAUCACAUUUAGUUAAAUGGUUUUUAAAUAUAAAUACUUUGUGCAUUUCCAGUUCAGCAGAAUUGCAUAUUUUGUAUCAAAACUGUUUAAGGUAGAUCAUAUUUUGCUAGCAGAUACAUUUUAGUAGCCUAGCUCUCUCUAGAACUCUUCAGUUCUCCACAUCUACCCUUAGUUCAUCUGUUCAACCUGAGAGAAUUUAAUUUCUCCAAGUUAAUUUCCCAUGCAGGCCCUCUGAGCUCCAAGCACAAUCCACGGAGUCGGGUCUGAUGAAUAAUGCAGCAGGUUUAAUUGCAAGAGCCAGAAACUAAUGAUUUUGGACUGGUUAACAGCAGGGGAACCAUACAUCUCUGCAAACUGAAUGAAAAAUCAGUUUUUUUAAAAAAAGGGAAUAGGGGAAAACGCUAAUUGAUGAAUAAUUAAAGCUUCAGCUACAGGGCGUAAUUGUGACAUUUUAUUUCAAUCAGUUUUGAAGUACAGGGAAAAGUGUACUAAAGAAAGUCAUGACAACUCUGAGAAUGUCCAGUGCAAAAGAAGGAUUGAGUCACUUAAUUAUACAGUCUUCAGUCAAACUCUGUUACUACACUGGAAUAGAAAUUUUAUCUGAAGAAACAGGUGGACAAAAUAGGCAGACUGUGUUGGAUAACAUUUUUUCUUUGUUAUUUUACUGGAUUAAAAAUGUACUGUUUAGAUCAGAAUACUUUGUCAGAUGAACAAUAUUAAAUUUGUUAUUUCUUUUCUUUUUUUUUGGUCACUUAUUGGCUUAUUUCCUUUUUCUUUUCCUGAAAAUGUAAAAUAAAUGCUAGCCUUUAAAAAAGACAUCCCCCAUUAAAUAUUUCUC